UGGCAAACUCGGAAUAAGUGCAUAAGACGACCAAGCCAAACCUUAACCACAAGUGCAUGAGCUGUACAUUCGAUUCGACAGCACGCACGAGCGUCAUUGGUGCUCUCUCUGAGGUUCCUGCACGUAGCUCUUCCGGCAGAUCGUGUAAGGAGCGAUUUGUGUGUCAGUUACCAAAUUUGGAUGUUCAAAGCCAUCGUCGGAAUACUGGCGGUCGUAUGUUUCCUUCUCCUCACCAGAUGGUACGCGUCUCAAGCACCACAGAUCAUUGUAACUGCACCCGACAUCUCACUUGCCCCAUUCCUGGUCCUUCCCCAUUUGGAUGAAAAGCAAGUUAGAAUGCUUCCUGAUUUGUCCAAAUUGCAAUGGCCCCCCGAUCCCAUCGCAUCUGUGCCGGCUGGUCGGAGAAAUGCGAUGGGGAAAGUCGAGCCACUACCGGAUGCAUUUAUGCCCGUAAUGAGUGCAGGACAACGAGCGUUAUGCAAGCAUCUACUGCAAAUGUUUGCAGAUAUCAUGUUUGCUUAUGGAUUCGGCGACAGGUUUAUGUUGUACGGAGGGACGCUGCUAGGUUCCUAUCGACAUCAUGACUUCAUUCCUUGGGACGACGAUCUAGAUGUGUUGGUUGACGAAACUGUCAGACCUAAGAUGAUUGAACUCCUGAGGCUAUUAGAGCCGGAAUAUCUAUUUGUCGAUCAAUCUGUCAGGGGAAAGUUACAUACGCGCCUCAUAAAGGCAGUGAACAAUUCCGAAGAUCUUCCACUUAGCAGACAAUCAUCCGAGUAUCCAUGGGGCUGGCCAUAUUUAGAUAUCGGAUACUAUACAAACAACGGAUCACACGUUUGCGAGAUUGCAGGUUCAUACGGAAGAUACUACUGCUGGCCACUAUCCGUGUUAUUCCCCCUACGGUUCCGACCAUUAGGAACCAGGUGGUACCCAGUUCCGUUUGACGUUGUACAAUUUCUUAACCUCACUUACUCUGACCUGUCCAACUGUGUUAUUUUCGGAUAUUCGCAUGUUUUGGAGGGAGCUGGAAAGCGUGGAAACUUACCUUGUUCUGACUUGACAGAUCAUUACGCAUUCGUGCGUCGUGAGCGCUCGCCAUGGCAACUGAAUAGUGCGAAUAAUGCGGAAAAUCGAUUUGUUCUGGCGGCCGAAUACCUGUUCACAGGUUCACAGCAGAUUAUACAUACACUACACAUCCCUGCCUUGAAGAACGAGAUAACAUCGGACCUGUUUCGUGUUUCCUGA
Molecule: messenger RNA, 1245 nt
Organism: Opisthorchis viverrini
Lineage: Eukaryota; Metazoa; Platyhelminthes; Trematoda; Opisthorchiida; Opisthorchiidae
Exons: 2
Coding region: 181-1245 (354 amino acids)
Source: RefSeq, a predicted model, not a curated record